AUGAGAGCAGUUCUCAAGUUUUUCAAACGACUUUACUGUCUAGUACAAGCACGCACUUCCUGGAUGCGAAGGAGGCGAAACAAUCGAACGAAUCGAACGAAUGUGGAACCACAAAGCAAAAAGAUCAUAGUGGAAGAUCGUAAACAAUCUAUUUUUUCUGUCGAUUCAGCAACUAGGGAGGCAACGUUGAAGGCCCUGUUUCCAACUUGUUACCGUUCCCGUAUUUGCCUCUCGCCAUCACCUUCUUCUGACACCAACUCAUCAGAUCAUACAGUAUCUCCAUUUGUGACACCUCAAUUAGGCGAGAAAGUACUAGAUCGAAUAGAUUAUUCGAAAAUGGAACUCAAUUUACUCAAGGAUAAACACUUUCUGUUGUCAGCCCAUGACCGACUUGCAAUGCCUAACUACCUCUAUCCUUUGGAUAUGGCAAUGGGAGACUUAAGACAUCUACAGUCUGCAUAUAACCAGAAAUUCUGUAAAUGUAACAAACUACCUGUGGUCAAGGAAGACAGCAUGAGUGUGGCAUGCCAGACAGAUGCAUUGACUCCAUCGGAGAGUAUAGAAGAUGUAGACAUAGACAAUGAACAUCACAUAAACCAGGUAAAUAGUGAUGCUCAUCGUAAAAACCAAGAGGUCAAAAUCCCUGAUGAAGUCUGUGACAUUUCGUCAUUUGACAGAUGGUCCAUACCAAGGGUCAGAACUGUUUUCUAUGAAUCACCUACUAGCAAUCUAAAUAGAAGACCUUACGGUUUACGAUAUGCAGCAAUUAAUUUGUACGAGAAAACUGAGGAAGAGCCUUGUGAAGAAAAUGGUUCGAAGUCCUAUGAGAGCUGA
This is a messenger RNA of Auanema sp. JU1783, 834 nucleotides long. NCBI's taxonomy places the organism in Eukaryota, Metazoa, Nematoda, Chromadorea, Rhabditida, Rhabditidae. The record is from the annotation of a GenBank genome assembly.